GGCGCCGGGGCCAAGGGACAAGUUGGAGCUGUUGAUCUGUUGCGCAAUUGUUAUUUUCCCCAGAGCGGCUUUGUCUUUGGAUUUAGCGUUUCGGAAUUGCAGUUCCAAAAUGUGUAAGGCAGGAUAUUCUGUUCUCUGCUGUCAAGGGACAUGGAUUUGAUUGACAUACUUUGGAGGCAAGAUAUAGAUCUCGGGGUAAGUCGAGAAGUUUUUGACUUCAGUCAACGACAGAAGGAGCAUGAGCUGGAAAAACAGAAAAAGCUUGAAAAGGAAAGACAAGAACAACUCCAAAAGGAGCAAGAGAAAGCCUUUUUUGCUCAGUUACAACUAGAUGAAGAGACCGGUGAAUUCCUCCCCAUUCAGCCAGCACAACACAUACCAUCAGAAACCAGUGGGUCUGCCAACUACUCCCAGGUAGCCCACAUUCCCAAAGCAGAUGAUUUGUACUUCGAUGACUGCAUGCAGCUUUUGGCAGAGACAUUCCCGUUUGUAGAUGACAAUGAGGUUUCUUCGGCUACGUUUCAAUCACUUGUUCCUGAUAUUCCCAGCCACACCGAGAGCCCAGUCUUCACUGCUCCUCAUCAGGCUCAGUCACCUGAAACUCUUGUCGUUCAGGUAGCCACUGCAGAUUUAGACGAUAUGCAGCAGGAGAUUGAGCAAGUUUGGGAGGAACUGUUAUCCAUUCCAGAAUUACAGUGUCUUAAUAUUCAAAAUGACAAGCUGGCUGAGACUAGUACAGUUCCAAGUCCAGAAACCAAACUGACAGAAAUUGACAAUUACGAUUUCUAUUCACCAAUGCCCUCACUGGAUAAAGAAGUAGGUAACUGCAGCCCACAUUUUCUCAACGCUUUUGAGGAUUCCUUCAGCAGCAUCCUCUCCACUGAAGACUCCAGCCAGUUGACAGUGAACUCAUUAAAUUCAAGUGCCACAGUAAAUACAGAUUUUGGUGAUGAAUUUUAUUCUGCUUUUGUAGCAGAGCCCAGUACCAGCAAUGGCAUGCCCUCCUCUGCUACUUUAAGCCAGUCACUCUCUGAACUUCUAAACGGGCCCAUUGAUCUCUCUGAUCUAUCACUGUGUAAAGCCUUCAAUCAAAACCACCCUGAAAGCACAACAGCAGAAUUCAAUGAUUCUGACUCUGGCAUUUCACUGAACACAAGUCCAAGCAUGGCAUCACCAGACCACUCAGUGGGAUCUUCUAUCUACGGAGACACACUGCUUGGCUUCAGUGAUUCUGAAAUGGAAGAGACAGACAGUGCCCCUGGAAAUGUCAAACAGAAGGGUCCCAAAACACAGUCAGUGUGGCCUUCUGGGGACCCAGUCCAACCUUUGUCAUCAUCACAGGGGAAGAGCGCUCCAGCACCUGAUUCCCAGUGUGCAAACGCACCAAAGAAAGAAGUGCCUGUAAGUCCUGGUCAUCGAAAAACCCCAUUCACAAAAGACAAACAUUCAAGCCGCCUGGAGGCUCACCUCACAAGAGAUGAGCUACGGGCAAAAGCUCUCCAUAUCCCAUUCCCUGUAGAAAAGAUCAUUAACCUCCCAGUUGAGGACUUCAAUGAAAUGAUGUCCAAGGAGCAAUUCAAUGAGGCUCAACUUGCAUUAAUUAGAGAUAUACGUAGGAGGGGUAAGAAUAAAGUGGCUGCUCAGAAUUGCAGAAAAAGAAAACUGGAAAAUAUAGUGGAACUGGAGCAAGAUUUAGAUCAUUUAAAAGAUGAAAAAGAAAAAUUGCUCAAAGAGAGAGGAGAAAAUGACAAAAGCCUCCAUCUAUUGAAAAAACAACUCAGCACCUUGUAUCUUGAAGUCUUCAGCAUGCUACGUGAUGAAGAUGGAAAGCCUUACUCUCCAAGUGAAUACUCCUUGCAGCAAACAAGAGAUGGCAAUGUAUUCCUUGUUCCCAAAAGCAAGAGGCCAGAUAUUAAGAAAAACUAGAUUUUGACCUUUUCUGAUCUAGUGAUUUUGGGUUUUUUUGUACUGUUAUACUAAAAAAGCUCCUACUGUGAUGUGAAAUGCAGAAAUAUACUUUAUAAGUAAUUCUAUGCAAAAUUAUACUCAACUAGUGUAGAAAAUACAAAACUUUUAAGAAGCAUUAAAAUAAGUUAUCAGUAUGCUGAAUCAGUAGUUUCACUUUAACUUUGUAAACUUAAAAUUUCUUAGAACACCAUUUGGGCUAGUUUCUGUAUACUGUAAAUACUACAAAAACUCCUUAUUUAUACUGUUCUUAUCUCAUUUGUUACCUUCAUAGAUUUAUAUGAUACAUCUGGCUAAAAAGCAAAUUGUUGCAAAACUAACCACUAUGUACUUUUUUUUUUAUAAAUACCAUAUGAACAAAAAAAAAAUGGCAUUUUUUUUUUAUAUUAAAUUGUUUAGCUCUGGCAAAAGACAAUUUAGUUGAAAAACUGGUACUAAUAAAGGAAUAUCAGGACCGUU
This is a messenger RNA of Dama dama (fallow deer), 2424 nucleotides long. RefSeq names its product NFE2 like bZIP transcription factor 2 (gene NFE2L2). Gene Ontology annotation, molecular function: DNA-binding transcription factor activity, RNA polymerase II-specific; RNA polymerase II cis-regulatory region sequence-specific DNA binding. Bases 151 to 1926 code for a protein of 591 amino acids. Lineage: Eukaryota; Metazoa; Chordata; Mammalia; Artiodactyla; Cervidae. Gene Ontology annotation, cellular component: nucleus. Gene Ontology annotation, biological process: cellular response to oxidative stress; regulation of transcription by RNA polymerase II. The transcript has 5 exons. The record is from RefSeq and is a predicted model, not a curated record.